Messenger RNA from Capronia coronata CBS 617.96, 312 nucleotides. RefSeq names its product transcription elongation factor B, polypeptide 1. Gene Ontology annotation, biological process: ubiquitin-dependent protein catabolic process. The transcript has 2 exons. Bases 1 to 312 code for a protein of 103 amino acids. NCBI's taxonomy places the organism in Eukaryota, Fungi, Ascomycota, Eurotiomycetes, Chaetothyriales, Herpotrichiellaceae. The record is from RefSeq and is a predicted model, not a curated record. Gene Ontology annotation, molecular function: protein-macromolecule adaptor activity. Gene Ontology annotation, cellular component: elongin complex.
AUGGCCGUCAACGGCACUCCGUCACCGUUCGUGACCUUGGUCUCGUCCGACGGCUUUGAAUUCCACGUCCGUCGCUCCGCUGCCUGCGUGUCGGCGACCAUUCGCCGCAUGUUGGAUAUGCAAAACAACUUCAGCGAAGCUCAGACCGGCAUCUGCCACCUCGAAAACAUCAGCGGCAUCGUGCUGGAGAAGGUCGUCGAGUACUUCUACUACAAUGAGAAACACCGCAACAGUGAAGGAGUCCCAGACAUGGAUUUCCCCUCUGAGUUGUGCUUGGAGCUGCUGAUGGCUGCGGACUACCUGAUCACUUGA